Rhizophagus irregularis DAOM 181602=DAOM 197198 is the source of this 1432-nucleotide messenger RNA. RefSeq lists its product as uncharacterized. NCBI's taxonomy places the organism in Eukaryota, Fungi, Glomeromycota, Glomeromycetes, Glomerales, Glomeraceae. The record is from RefSeq and is a predicted model, not a curated record. Gene Ontology annotation, molecular function: zinc ion binding; ubiquitin protein ligase activity.
GACGAAAACCAAAGAAUUCUUCACUUGAACAACCAGUAGGAACCGAAUCUGAAAUUCUUGAACAAGUAACUUCAAUAAAUGAACAACCUGCAGGAAUUGAGGAACAGUUACAAUCAUCAUCACUACCAGUUGUUUCUAUUCCUAAACGUGAACGAAAAUUAAACGAAACAACUGCUCAGAUUACGGAAGAACCUACUAAUGUGGCAUCUACUAGUGCUUCUACAACUUCACAACGCGGUCGUAAACGAAAGACAGUCUCAGAAAGUAGUACCACGGCCGAUCCCGAUCAAAUGACAAGCAGCAAUCCAAAAACAAACGAAGAAAUAUCUGAAGGAAAUCCCCCUAAACGUGGACGUAUAAAUGUGUUGGAACAAGAAUUAGCAGAGCCUGUUGAAGCUACUACAGAGGCUACUAAGAACCGUGGUAAAAAGAGAAAGACGACUACUGAAAAUGAUAAUGGGGAACGGGAAGCAGAUCCUGCAAAGGAAAAUAAAAAAUCAAAGAAGUCUAAAAAACCUGAAGAGAAACGAUUAGCUCGUACCAGAACGAUUUGCUCAACUCCUAUUUAUGAGCGUAUUAUUCGUGCGGAACAACAACGACUUUAUAUGGUUAAUCGAGAAAAGAUUGACGAUUUCCACGAAGAAUUUGCAGUUUUAGGAUCAACCGGCAAUAUAUACACAGUUACUAUUAAACAUGUACCAAAUUGCACUUGUCCAGAUUUCGGGAAAGGAAAUUUGUGUAAACAUAUUUUCUUUAUUUAUCUCAAAGUUUUUCGCCUAAAUCGAGAUAGCUCGUUUAUCUAUCAGAAGGCGCUUUUGUCUAAAGAACUCCGUUCAAUCUUUGCCAACGCUGCGCCUGAUCCGACUGUUUUGGCAAACCAACGUGUUCGUGAUAAAUAUAAAACGUUCACUUCCGGUGAAUUAGUAAGUGACACCAAUGGAAAUGAAAACGAAAAACGCCGACCAAUCGAAGGAAAUUGCCCUAUUUGCUAUGAACCCUUAGAAGAAAAAGAUCAUAAAAAUAUCGUAUGGUGUAAAGAAGGUUGCGGAAAUAACCUUCACAAAGACUGUUUCGAGCAAUGGAAGAGAUCAAAACGCGGUGACAAAGUUACCUGUGUUUAUUGUCGCAUCAAUUGGGAGGAAUCCGGUUCCGAACUUUUAAUAAACGAAGAAGGUUAUGUUAAUUUAGGAGAUGUUCAAGGAAUGAAUACUAUUCGAGACACUACUUCCUAUUAUCGCAAGUAUCGCUCCUGGUAUUAAGAGGAGUAAUAUCAUUGUCUACAAUUAUCUUGUACGAUGAAUUGAUGAAUUUUUUUUUCAUUGAUCAUAUGUCGAAUUUAUGUAAAAGAUUAUUAAUAUUAAUUUUAUGAAAAAUGAUGAAUAAAGUUUUAAAUGUAACAUUCGGUAAGGGGAAAAAAAUUCCUGGUUACCGA